This is a messenger RNA of Passer montanus (Eurasian tree sparrow), 669 nucleotides long. RefSeq names its product thymosin beta 4 X-linked (gene TMSB4X). Gene Ontology annotation, biological process: actin filament organization; regulation of cell migration. The transcript has 3 exons. The record is from RefSeq and is a predicted model, not a curated record. NCBI's taxonomy places the organism in Eukaryota, Metazoa, Chordata, Aves, Passeriformes, Passeridae. Gene Ontology annotation, molecular function: actin monomer binding. Gene Ontology annotation, cellular component: cytoplasm. The coding region runs from base 111 to 245 and encodes 44 amino acids.
GGAUAAAACCGCCCCGCCAGCGAGCGCCCUUUAUACUGGCGUGCGGAGCGGCGGCAGCAGCGAGCGGCGGGACUGAGCAUCACCGCGCGGCGACACCGACACCUGCCAACAUGUCCGACAAACCAGACAUGGCUGAGAUCGAGAAAUUUGACAAGUCCAAAUUGAAGAAGACAGAGACGCAAGAGAAAAAUCCGCUGCCUUCAAAAGAAACAAUUGAACAGGAGAAGCAAGCGGGUGAAUCGUAAUGAAAUCUACCCUUCCAAAUUAUGCACUGUACAUUCCACAAGCAUUGCCUUCUUAUUUUACUUCUUUUAGCUGUUUAACUUUGUAAGAUGCAAAGAGGUUGGAUAAAGUUUAAAAUGACUGUACUGCCCCUUUCACAUCAAAAGAAUAGAGAGAACUACUGACACUGAAUGAAGGCGCUGCCUUUCCCUCUGCCUGUCUGGCUUUGGUCCUGGUGGCAUGAAAGAGCUUGCAUGUUGAUGAAAGAAGAACUUGGGUGGGACUACAGUAAACUAGAGUAACACGAAUAAAUGCAAAGCUGUAUCGAGGUCCUGCGAGCUGUAAAAUGCAGUUAAUCGAGUGCCAUUUUUUUUUUUUUGUUCAAAUGAUUUUAAUUAUUGGAAUGCACAAUUUUUUUAAUAUGCAAAUAAAAUGUUUUAAAACCUG